AAGCGACUGAAGGGUUUAAGUCAUGUGGAGAAAACAGCAUGAUCUAGUGGAUUCUCUUGUGUGGCCUGUCCGGUGGGUAACGGAGAUAUGGACUAAGCAGCAUCGCCCUCCUUUUCCUGCCCACAUCCACAUCGCAUCUGCUGCACUGCACACCAGAUGCUCCUCUGCUUCGCAGUGCUUUGCAUCAUCCACACACGCACUCAAAUUAUUCCAUUCCAUACUUAGCCGCAAACAGCCUCAGAUUAAUGACGAGUAGUAGAGACUAGAGAGUACUCCUAUAAGUGUGGCAGUGCCAGUCAGUACCUGUAAACAAGGCCAAAACGCUCUCUCUGAGAAUUUCUCAUAGGCGCAGUGCAGCGCAGCGCAGCGCAAACAAACACAAUGGAGGCGGACUUGCUGGGCGCGGGCUUGGAUUUCUAUUGUCCGUCGCCGCCGUGCUUCUUCUUCGAGACCUACGGCUACGACCUCGCCGUCGUCGACAGCAUGCACGUGCCGAUUGAGGCGGAGUCGAUGCCCGGCCUGUGUUCGUCGUACCGCGAGGACUCCAGCUCGCCGGACGGCGCCAACUCCUGCUCCACGCCAGCCGUGGCGACGUCGGGCGCGGCGAGCAAGAACGUGGUCAUGGAGAAGGACCGCCGCAGGAGGCUCAACGAGAAGCUCUACGCGCUGCGCAGCGUCGUGCCCAACAUCACCAAGAUGGACAAGGCGUCCAUCAUCAGGGACGCCAUCGCGUACAUCGAGCAUCUGCAGGAGCAGGAGCGCCGGAUGCUCGCCGACAUAUCCGCCCUCCAGUCCGCCGCUGUCAAAACCGAGGACGCAACGAUCGGCCGGGCUUCCACGGAGGACGCCGACGGCUUCCCUUGGAGGAAGAAGAUGAGAAGGGCGCUCGAUGACGGCUCCACCCUCUCCGAGCCCCCCUCGCCGCCGGUCCAGAUCCUAGAGCUUCAGGUGUCGGAGGCAGGGGAGAGGAUGGCGGUGGUGAGCGUGCGGUGCAGCAAGGGCAGGGGCGCAGUGGCCAAGGUGUGCCGGGCGCUCGAGCCGCUCCGCCUCGACGUCAUCACGGCCAGCAUCUCCGUCGCCGGAGACACCGUCGUCCACACCAUGUUCGUACAGACAGAAGAAAUGGGUGGUACUCAGCUGAAGGAGACGAUACAGGCUGCUCUAGCCCAGGUCGACGCGACCAGACCCUGAGCUGUUGGGAGGACUGAUGUGCAUGCCAUGCAAGCUUGGCAUCUCAAUCACCUGCGUGUCAUCUUUUUUACUGCUUUCUUAACGAGAUACGUACUCUAGCUGUCCGGUUUGAUGCUCAGCCUUUUUUAAUACAUAGGGCAUAAGGUAGUGUAUUUGAGCUAAUGUAAGCAUGCAUGUAUCCAAAUUCUGGCGCUGUUGACGCUGGGAGUAUGCUAAAAGAUAUGGCCGUAACAUCCCAAUCCAAUACUGAAUUCACAAUGCUACUACUCUAUAAUUUGACUUCAAAUUCAAGCCAAACUUGUAAGAAUUAUUUGCUUAUCCAGACAAAUAGUGAAUUUUCGGCGCUCGAUCAGCUCGAGCGUGAGAGCGCAGUCCGUGCGCACUCUUACUUGCGGCCAUGCUAAUGCUGUGCAGGUCGAGGGCACAAGGUUAAAACCAGGGCGAGUUUAAUUUGCAGGCACCGUCCUGGAUGCCGUCGUCUCGGUGUGCGCUCACCGUAGCUAGCUGCAGCCUUGUGUCACCACAAGGAGACGACUGCAGGGGAAUUCCACGUGCGAUUCAGGCCCAUACAUUGGCAGGUGCGCAGGGGCGACUGCUGGGCGCUCGCGCGUGGGCAUGUAAAACAUUUAAAUAGAC
Phragmites australis (common reed) is the source of this 1827-nucleotide messenger RNA. RefSeq names its product transcription factor BHLH6-like. The coding region runs from base 382 to 1191 and encodes 269 amino acids. Gene Ontology annotation, cellular component: nucleus. NCBI's taxonomy places the organism in Eukaryota, Viridiplantae, Streptophyta, Magnoliopsida, Poales, Poaceae. Gene Ontology annotation, biological process: regulation of DNA-templated transcription. The transcript has 5 exons. The record is from RefSeq and is a predicted model, not a curated record. Gene Ontology annotation, molecular function: protein dimerization activity; DNA-binding transcription factor activity; sequence-specific DNA binding.